Messenger RNA from Dovyalis caffra, 171 nucleotides. NCBI's taxonomy places the organism in Eukaryota, Viridiplantae, Streptophyta, Magnoliopsida, Malpighiales, Salicaceae. The record is from the annotation of a GenBank genome assembly.
AUGGAGGGGAAUGCUGCUGCUACUGAAGCUUCAUCUUCUGGUGCUUCACAGUACAAAUGGAGGAAGUGCGACAAUUUCUGGACAGAAAUCAUUCCUAAGCUCUCGGCAAUCUCUACUGUGGUCAAUAAUCUAAGGGGCGGGGAUGGUAAUAUUGAUGUCAUUUAUGAUUAA